ACAUUUCCCUUAAGGCUUUGCAGGUCGACAUUCUAUCGCUGUGUCUCUCUCCCACGCGAAGUUGGCUGUCUCUUCCCGUGAUUACGAGGCUCUCGAAGUGAGUAGUCUUGCCUUGGAGGAAAAUCAGCUCAAGCCUGGUGGGAGGUUUGGAGUGAGGACUCUGUCUUUGAAGCCUCCCAGGCGCAGUGUCAAACGGACCAAACUCAGACUCUGAGGUACGAGGAGGCCAUCUUGUCUGUGGCUGGUGUGGCUCUGGACUACGUUUCCCAGAGUGCACAGCGGCCCAACGUUACGUCUCUCUUGACGUCGUGGCGAGAUUGUUAGCUCCGCAGGGACCCGGACGCGACCAAGGGGAGGCAGAAGGAAGGUGCGUCUGUAAAUUAGGUGGGAUUUCUUUUUGGAGCAAGGAGGACAUCCUGUACUGUGGAGAGAAGGUUGACAAGAGGCCUGUGCACAGGACUCUGCACUUGUCCAAGAGAAGAAUCUAGAGAAAUCGGAGCAGCUCAGGGAGUUCUAAAAGCCAUGGCACAAGGACUGGUGACAUUCAGGGAUGUGGCCAUAGAGUUCUCUCAGGAAGAAUGGAAGUGCCUGGAACCUGCCCAGAGAGACUUGUACAGGGAUGUGACUUUGGAGAACUUCGGUAACUUGGUCUCACUAGGACUUUCCAUUUCUAAGCCUGAUGUCAUUUCCUUGUUGGAGCAAGGGAAGGAACCCUGGGUGAUUGCAACUGAUAUGCCAGGACCGUGGUGCCCAGACUUGGAGUCCAGGUGUGAGAAAUUUCCACAAAAAGAUGUUUUUGAAGUAGAGUCAUUCAGUUGGGAGCUAAUGGAAAGCCUUAAGUGCUGUGGUUUUGAGGGCUCCGGUUUUAGAGAUGACUGGGAAUACAGUGGCCAGUUUGAAAGACAACAAGUAAACCUGGAGUGCUGUUUCAAGCAAGUGGAAAUCACGUAUGAAAACAUGCCCACUUUUGAGCAUUAUACGUCCCUCACUCUACAUCAGAACAGUGAGACUGGUGAGAAACUGAUUGAAUGUAAUGAAUGUGGGAAAGCGUUUAGCCGUGGCUCACACCUUAUUCAACAUCAGAAAACUCAUACUGGUGAAAAACCCUUUGAAUGUAAGGAAUGUGGAAGGGCCUUUAGUCGUGCCUCACACCUUGUUCAACAUGAGAGAAUUCAUACAGGUGAGAAACCUUAUGACUGUAAGGAAUGUGGGAAGGCCUUUGGUCGUACUUCAGAACUUAUUCUACAUCAGAGACUUCAUACUGGUGUCAAACCCUAUGAAUGUAGAGAAUGUGGAAAGACCUUUAGACAGCAUUCACAACUUAUUCUGCAUCAAAGAACUCAUACAGGUGAGAAACCCUAUGUAUGUAAAGAUUGUGGGAAAGCUUUUAUUCGUGGCUCACAACUUACCGUUCAUCGGAGAAUUCAUACAGGUGCUAGACCCUAUCAGUGUAAGGAAUGUGGGAAGGCCUUUCGACAACAUUCACAACUUACUGUACAUCAGAGAAUUCAUACUGGUGAGAAGCCCUAUGAAUGUAAGGAAUGUGGAAAGGGCUUUAUUCAUAGUUCAGAAGUUACUCGACAUCAAAGAAUUCAUUCUGGGGAGAAGCCCUAUGAAUGUAAGGAAUGUGGGAAAGCCUUUAGACAGCAUGCACAGCUUACUCGACAUCAGCGAGUUCAUACUGGUGACAGACCCUAUGAAUGUAAGGACUGUGGGAAGGCCUUUAGUCGUAGUUCAUACCUUAUUCAACAUCAAAGAAUUCAUACAGGUGACAAGCCCUACGAAUGUAAGGAAUGUGGGAAAGCCUUUAUUCGUGUUUCACAGUUGACUCAUCAUCAGCGAGUUCAUACUUGUGAGAAACCCUAUCAAUGUAGGGAGUGUGGAAUGGCCUUUAUUCGUAGUUCACAACUUACUGAACAUCAGAGAAUUCAUCCCGGUAUCAAACCUUAUGAAUGUCGAGAAUGUGGGCAGGCCUUUAUUCUUGGCUCCCAGCUCAUUGAACACUACAGAAUCCAUACUGGUUAGAAAGCCUGGCACAUUAGGGAUGUAGGAAAGCCUUUAUGUGAAGUUCACACCUGACUCAAUAUUAGAUAAUGCAUAAUAUAAUUAAUGUCAGAAAACCUUCAUUUGUCACUUCCAUUAUGAAACAUCAGACAACUCAUACCAGAAGAAAAUUCAAUAAAUGUGGAAUUCUUUUUGCUUCACACUUAAUGUUUACUAAGCAUCAGAGAACUUAUGCUGAAAACAAAUUAAUAUGAAUGUAAAAAGUCUUUUAUUACCACUCAAAAUGUGCUCAACUUCUGAGAAUUCCUAAUAGAAAAUGACUAUUAAAAUAUUUUGUGAAUGUGCCUUUUGCCAUGGCGUAUAACUUGCUUAACAUUAACUCGGUUCCACCCAUUACUGACUGUAUAGCAUUGGGCAAGUUAUGCAAUCUCUCUGUUCCUCAGUUUACUUAUUUUUAAGCAGUGAUAAUUAUACCUACCUAAUAGAGUUUUCGUGAGGACUCUCAGAUAUUUUGUACAAAGGCUAUGCUCAAUAAAUGUUAGUUAUUGUCAUUAAUUAAUAACAGUAUUACUGUUAGGGAGUUCGUAUGAGAGGAGGGCCGUAUGAAUAUAUCAAAUAUCAAAAAGCCUUCAUAACCACUUGUUAUGGUAAUUCAUCCUGAAAAACAGUAGUAGAGUAUCAUUAUCAUGAGAAGGCCUUCAUUCAAAAGGAUAGAAAUUCAAAAGAUUAGUCCUAGGGCCUGUAGCCACCUGUUCAUAGGUGCCAAGUCAAUAAAACAUUGUCCCCUCCCCCCACCUUUUAACGGAAAAAAAAAAUUCAGAAGAUUAGAAAUUGACAGAAGAGAGGCCAGAAGAAAUCUGCCAUUUAGAAAUCUAAAACCACCUCCAGGUGUACCUUCAUUUCAAGAGAAAUCAAAGCUAAAAUAACAAACUAGAAAUGAAUGACAGUGAAUUCGAUGUAUCAAAACCAGUUCAGUGCAGGGCCGGCCCCAUGGCUUGGUGGUUAAGUGUGCGCGCUCCGCUGCUGGCGGCCCGGGUUCGGAUCUCAGGUGCGCACCGACGCACCGCUUCUCCGGCCAUGCUGGGGCCGCGUGCCACAUGCAUCAACUAGAAGGAUGUGCAACUGUGACAUGCAACUAUCUACUGGAGUU
This is a messenger RNA of Diceros bicornis minor, 3154 nucleotides long. RefSeq names its product zinc finger protein 565 (gene ZNF565). Gene Ontology annotation, cellular component: nucleus. The record is from RefSeq and is a predicted model, not a curated record. Gene Ontology annotation, molecular function: RNA polymerase II cis-regulatory region sequence-specific DNA binding; DNA-binding transcription factor activity, RNA polymerase II-specific. NCBI's taxonomy places the organism in Eukaryota, Metazoa, Chordata, Mammalia, Perissodactyla, Rhinocerotidae. The coding region runs from base 523 to 2025 and encodes 500 amino acids. Gene Ontology annotation, biological process: regulation of transcription by RNA polymerase II; central nervous system development. The transcript has 6 exons.